AUGCCUUCACUAAAGGACCUCAAUUGCGCCAUCGAGCUAUCCGGGAGUCAACAAGCAUUGCGAGAGUUUGGCACCAUAUACGGCGACGGCUUCGUAGAAACCUUCGUCCCUGUACCCAACAAGCCACAGUCUUUCUCUAUCCACCUCACCUCCAACAAGUUCAUCGCUCCGGGCGUCGCCAUUUUCGUCUACGUCGACGGCGUCUACCAGUGCAACCGCAAUAGGCAGGACUUGAAGCUACGGAAGCCUUCCGAUAGUCGCUCUCUUGUCGACUUUCGCGUAAGGCAGAAGGAGGAGAGGCAGAAAGAUGGGUCGAUGAUUGCGAGGGAGUGGGCUUUUGAUAAGCUCAACAUUGCUUCAGCGGACGAUGCACCGAAUAUAUGUUCGCCAAACAUUCUCGACAACAUAGGCUGCAUCGAAGUCGUCGUCCUACGAUGCGUCGGUACGCGCAAUGCCAAAUCAGCCUCAACGAUGAACUUUGAUGGAGCUGGAGACUUUCCCGAUCACCGAUUUGGUGUAGACGAAAGCUCAUCGCCAUCUAACGAGAGGUCCAUGUACGAUGAUCGCGGCCCCUUCUUCAGCAACUUUGGAAGUGGCCAUGGCCCACCGCCGCCUCUCCCGUCUUAUCGCUCCCCAUAUGCCGAAACGGUACGUAGCCCGCAAGGCUCGACAUCGAGAACUCAUCGCACUGCAUACGAAGCACAGAAGCUCUUCCCACCAGCACCUAUUGCGCACCACUCGCGGCCACAUCCCAGAUACUCUGAGCCUAUCAGUCCGGGGGCGCGGCGCACCAACGACCUUCCUCCGUCAGGUUUUCAGUACGGAAGCGGUCCUAUCCCGCGCGAUGGAGAACCAUAUGACACAUAUCCUCCUCAUGUUGGAGCGGUGCAACCUCCUGCUGUGGAUCCAAUGUGGUUGAACAAUCUUCUUACGACAGCAGUCAAGCAAGGAGUGAAAGAGUCGCGACGAAUGGACACACAAUCUGAAGGACAGGCGAAGUACAAGGAAACAGAUUUCGAUGUAAAGUCUGCAACUCAGCCACCAGGAGCGUGGCCUGAAUCUCCAUUCGAUGCUCCAACACAACCACAUCAACACAUAGAGCAGCAGGUUUUCUCCUCGCGCGAUCACCAGAGCGAACACGGUUCAAGCUGGGCCAAGUCGCAGCCUGGCUGGGGCGACCGACCUUCACGAAGCAGAGCAGGAACCCAUGUUACCUGGAACGCUGAACCUGCUUUCGAGACCGACUCCUCCAGUGUCAGCGGAUGGAACGCGCGGGAAGGCACCCCGUCCGACGCCUGGGACACAGGAGAUACUUGGCCGACGGACAAGGCAGCUGAAUGGGACGCCUCCAGCCAACAGGGAAAACUCUGGGUGACUAAUCUUCCUAAUCACUAUCAUCUGCGGCCUAGCUCCCCAGUCACUCUUCCUAAACACGAUCGACGGCGCUCGAAGCACGAAACGAAACGAAGUUCGCGCUCUAAAUCGCGAUCAAGACGUUCGCAUCGAGAUCGAGAAAUCACUUCUUCAGAAGAAGACAGCGGGAGUUGGGAUCGUCUCGAACGGCCUUCAGACUCUGUGGUCUCGCUGAGUAGCUCCGACGCUACUCUCCAGCCAUCGCGUUCUCACAGUAGGAUACAGCCCUCACGACAGAGGUCGAAGAGUCGUUCCCGACGUGCAAAGUCGGUACAGCGAGAACAUGAGCGAAAGCCAUCGAAGCAUUCCCAUCGUCACCCGUCUUCGAGACCUGCGGAUGAAGUUACAGCCGCUGCGCCUGCGCCAUCGGUCAUCACGCGAAUGACACCGACAGUGAUGAACGCGCCUCCUUCUGUCGCCCCGGAACAAGUACAAUCACGACAGCCCAGUGCUUACACUAACCCACCUGCUUCGGUUAUACCUACCCCAGAGUGGGGAGCUGCUGUUCAUGAGACGAUGAGGAAGCCUAGUAACGUCCCGAGUAACAUGUUCCCCGCUCCAUAUGCACCCUCGAUGAGAGACUUUGUUCAGAGUACUGUGGGUGAGAAACUAGGAGGCAAUCGACCACCUUCGCUUGCGUCUUGGGGUAACGACAAGAACGAUCACACUGAAAAACUUUCUUGGGGCAAGGCAACUGAGAAGAAUCUCGGCUGGGGCAAGGAUACUGAGAACGGUUGGCAAGAAAAGAACUUCAAGGAGAACGAUAAGAAGGGUUGGUACUCAACCGAUGAAGAUCAAGCUGGAGGCUGGAACGAUAUAGAUGACAACAAGAAGAUCCAGGCGGACAGUGACUGGAAUAGGAAAGACAACGGUUGGGGUAAUCCCCCAUCAUCUCCAAAACAAGAGCGAGUCGACAAGAUGAAUGACUGGGCCGGCCUCAAAUCCGCCUUGACAUCCGCUUUCGCCAACCCACCAGCACCAACGCCAGAAGUUCCCUGGCAUAACCAAUCAUGGAGCUUUCCCGCCGACAACGCCGUAAAGCCCACUGUUCAACAGCCAACGCCUACACCCUUCGCCUCCGCUCCAGCACCGCCAGCCCCGGCACCGGAGAAGGGCAGAUCACCUACCCAACGCAUGAGCAACAAAACGCUCUCAAGAUACCGACCCAAUCACAAUUUCCCCUCCCGCUUCAUUCCCAAACCCACACCAAACUUCACGGCUCAACCACACUGGCAGUUCCCUCCUCCCCCUUCUACUCCUACACCCAAAAUCCCACUCCACGCCUCCUCCUCAAACGACACAUACAUUGCACCAGCCGAACCGCGCCUCACCAUCAGUAAAUCCGCGUCCAGCAAAAGCGGUAUCGAACACGCCGUCCGCGCGGGUAAAGCAACGGAGUACGGUCAUGUCGUCGGACGACCUGAGUAUCUUGACAGGCUGGAGAAGCCGUAUGCGGUGUUUCGGUUCAAGUACCGGAGUGAGGGGGUACUGAAAGGACUGGGUGUACUUGGGGAGAAUGAAAUGAAGCGUGAUGGGCAUGCGGAGAAGGAGAAAGCAGAGAAGUUGAAGCAUGUGCCGCAGGAGGAGUUGAUUGCGAAGAUGUUGGCUUUGGAGAGGAAGUUGAAGGGUAACGAUGAUGGAGAGGGUACUACUGGUGGUGGGAAGGAGAGGAAACAUAGCAAGUCUCGUGUCGAUAAGGAGAAACAGAAAGAGAAGCAGAGGCGGUCGAGUGAAAAAACGCAUGCACAUGGCGAUGGCCGGGUUAGGGACUUUACGGAGCAGUGGGUUGAGCGGCAUUCGAGAGAUCCGAGUACAAAGGCUAAGAGUGCGGCUGUUAAGGAAGUAGGCUGGGAGGGAGAAAAUCAGAGGAAAGGGAAGGAAGCGGUGGGAACGUGGGGACAGGAUGCGAAUGAGGGAUGGGGAGGUGGAGAUAUGACAUGGUAG
This is a messenger RNA of Alternaria arbusti, 3357 nucleotides long. RefSeq lists its product as uncharacterized. NCBI's taxonomy places the organism in Eukaryota, Fungi, Ascomycota, Dothideomycetes, Pleosporales, Pleosporaceae. Bases 1 to 3357 code for a protein of 1118 amino acids. The transcript is spliced from 2 exons. The record is from RefSeq and is a predicted model, not a curated record.